Messenger RNA from Macrosiphum euphorbiae (potato aphid), 273 nucleotides. The record is from the annotation of a GenBank genome assembly. NCBI's taxonomy places the organism in Eukaryota, Metazoa, Arthropoda, Insecta, Hemiptera, Aphididae.
AUGGUUUGUGUUCCAUGUGUGCUUGUGCCGUUGUUGCUCUUCUUAUGGGGUAUUAUCAAGCCUAUGUUAAACUGGUUCAGGACACCAGUGGAAAAUUCUGAAGACCAAAAUAACGCUGGCGAUGAUCAAGUUUGUUCAUUGCUAUCAUCCUGUCCGUGCAUUAAUAAAAACAUAAAAUCACCUGUGGAUCAAGGAGACAACAAGACAAACAAGAGUGAAACAAUACUUAAAGAACCACUUGAAACAUCCGAUACCAACAAAAAGGACCUUUAA